AUUGCAUACCGUACCAGACACAAUUCCGGUGCCGGCGAGAUGGAGAUGGUCUCUGGAGGAAGGAGGAGGAUGAGCGCCCCUAGAGCAAGGAUAAGCCAGCGCACAAUGAAGCUACUCGUGGACACCCGCACCGGGCGCGUGGUGUACGCGGAGGCCCGGAAGGAGGUGGUGGACUUCCUCUUCUCCCUCCUCGCCAUCCCCAUCAGCACCGUCGUGGGGCUGCUCGCCGCGGACCCCAUAGGCAGCGUCGGCAACCUGUCCCGGAGCCUCGACGAUCUCGACGCCGCCUACAUCGUCGAUGAACACGCCAGGGACGCCCUGCUCCCGCCCACGGCUGGCGGCGGCGGCCUUCUCCUCCUGCUCACCGCUGGCGGGUCGUCCUUCUCUCGCGGCGUCGUGCAGGGCGUCGUCACCUACACCAUCACCGACGACCUCAAGGUCACCCCCAUGUCUAGCAUCUCUGGGAUCACCAUGCUCAACAACCACCGUAUCAGGGACACCCGCCACCUCCAGGAGAGGACUGUCCAAUUUGGCCGCACCGAGGGUCUGGAGAUACUGAGGGCGUCACUGCAGUCCCAGACGGUCCUCACCGACGUCUUCCUUAGGAGGGCCUAAGCAGCAACCUCAAGCUCAAGAGUUAAUAAUUCAUACUUCCUCCGUUCCAAAAUCACUGUCGUAGUUUUAGUUUAAAUUUAAACUUAAAUCACGACAGUAAUUUUAAAACGGAGGGAGUUCUUUCGGUGAUUUACAGCAAUAUAUGAUCGUGAAGAAUAUCAAAGGAAGAGUCCGGCUAGUAGGGUUUUUUAGUCCUUGCAAGUGCCGCACUCGGUCCGACUGUGGCGUUUCUUCUUCGAGUUUGUCUUCCGGAUUUCGAUCCUCCUCGAGUUCGUUCAUUUGGUUGUAGUCGACGAAAAUCCGGUGUAGAUUCCUGCCGCCUCCUUGAGACGGCGAGGCUAGGGUUUCUCGUCAUGUGACGAGGUUUGAUGUCUAGCGUUCCAGUUCUAUGCAAGGGUUCAACGAUGACGUAUGUGGCUUCAUAGCACUUGUCCUUAGAGGCACAUGCACAAAGUCUUUCCGUAUGUCAUCGACAAGGUCCAACCAUCUCCGGUAGUGGUGCAGCGAGACUGGCAUGUCGGCAGCUCGUUCUGGCGGCAAGUGGCCAUUCUGUGAUCACGGAAUCUUGAUGUGAUUUUUAUUUUGUUUGAGAUGCAUUGUACUUCCAGUGAGCUUUAUAAUCGAUCAGAUAUUUUCUAUAA
Molecule: messenger RNA, 1256 nt
Organism: Hordeum vulgare subsp. vulgare (domesticated barley)
Lineage: Eukaryota; Viridiplantae; Streptophyta; Magnoliopsida; Poales; Poaceae
Exons: 2
Coding region: 40-615 (191 amino acids)
Source: RefSeq, a predicted model, not a curated record